Molecule: messenger RNA, 1092 nt
Organism: Microthlaspi erraticum
Lineage: Eukaryota; Viridiplantae; Streptophyta; Magnoliopsida; Brassicales; Brassicaceae
Source: the annotation of a GenBank genome assembly
AUGUUGAAAAGACCUCGCUCGAGUAUGGUAUUGAGAAGACAUCGCUCGAGGGUGGUGGAAUUGUUACCUCACGAUGUGGUUGAGCUGAUACUCGAGAGACUUCCGGUGAAGUCUCUGCUGAGAUUCAGGUCUGUAUCCAAGAAUUGGAAAUCGACAAUUGAUUCCCCACGUUUCAAAGAAAGACAAUUGCUCUGUCGUAGGGAAUCACGAGGUCCAGAUGUCCUUUGCGUGGAGCUCAGUUAUUAUGGUGAUGAUGAUCUGGACACAGAUGCUCCAAGUGUUGAGUUGGGGUCAUCAAUAGUUUCUACGAUCAGGUUCCCUACUCGGGCAGAGACUAUUGCCAUGGUAGUUGUGACGGUCUGCUUUCAACACCUCCUCAUCGACAAGUUGAAGAAGGGAGAGCUUGGCUACGGAAUUGCCCAGCUUGGAUUCGUCAAAGACAAAGUCAGGGGCACGUACAAGCCGGUUUGGUUGUAUAAUUCAUCCCCAUUUGGCCUAGACAACGCUACUACUUGUGAAGUCUUUGAUUUUAGCACCAAUGCUUGGAGGUAUGUUGUCCCUGCUUCUCCUUAUCGGAUUCGUGCUCAUCAGAGGCCUGUGUAUUUAGAUGGGUCACUUUAUUGGUUCACCGAGUUUGAAGAAACCAAGUUAUUAUCUUUCGAUCUUCACACCGAAACUUUUCAAGUCCUUUGUAAAGCUCCCUUUGCCCAUGUACAUUGCCCUUACAGCGUCACCAUGUGCAUACUCGAUAACCGUUUGUGCGUGUCCCGGAAAAAUGGGCCCACGCAAGUGAUAUGGUCGUUCGAUUCUUCAGGCGGCAGCAAGACAUGGAAGAAGAUGUGUUCCGUAGAUCUCACCAAAACUUUUUCUUGGUUCGAGAGAUACACACUCUUUCCAAUAGCAAUUUUGGAGAAGACUAAGUUAUUACUUCAUUGUCAUGGAUACUCGCAACCACUGGUGAUACAUGAUCUCCAUGCUAAAUCUUAUGAUAUAGUCUUCAAACCUACCAAACCUGUAGGUUUUCUUUGGCAUCUUGUUUUGUAUUCUGCUUUGUUGGAGUUUAAUGUUGUAUUCAGCACUUUGGAGAAGUGA